Molecule: messenger RNA, 1773 nt
Organism: Tetrahymena thermophila SB210
Lineage: Eukaryota; Ciliophora; Oligohymenophorea; Hymenostomatida; Tetrahymenidae
Exons: 3
Biological process (GO): Golgi organization; intra-Golgi vesicle-mediated transport; protein transport
Cellular component (GO): COG complex; membrane
Source: RefSeq, a predicted model, not a curated record
AUGGACAUUAUUUAGCAAAUUGAUUAAUUGUAAGCAAAAUUAAAUAUCUAGCAAUACAAGGAUAGUCAUGUUGAUCUUAAUUAGAUAGAUGAUAAAUAAUUCAAUAUCAUUUAGUUCUUAAGGCAUAAUUUUUUGAAAGAUCCUAAGGAUAAUGAUGUAGAGCUUGAUAUGGAAAAAAUUAAUAAUACAAUUAGUUAUAUUUACGAGUUGUAAAGAGAAACAUGUGAAUAAAUUGCCAUUUCAGUUGAUAUGAAUCUUGAUAAGUAUGUAGCUAUUAGUAAAAAAUUUGAUGAUAUGAAGGAUUACUUUUCAAAAACGGAUAAUCUUUACAACCAAAUUGCCAGUGAAAUGAAGAUUUCAAGAGAUGCAUGUACUUAAAAAAUUGAAAACGUUAAUGAAACUCUUGAGAAUUAUCAGUAUAUUUGCAACUUAGAAGAUAAUUUAAAGAUUUUAGAAAAAAUUGUUGCCCUUUUAAAGGAUAUAGAUGCAGGAAUUUUGCAAAUUAAAAAAAGUAGUUCAUUUUAAGGAUUUAAAAUAUUGAAUGCAUGCAAGUAGUUGAACACAUCUAAAAAAAUAUACAAAGAAAAAAUAGAAAUUGCUCUUCAAACAAGAGAAUUAUCCUAAAAAUAUAAGCUUGUUUAGCAAAUUAAUGACAUGUUUGUUUCAUUAUCAACUGAAAUAGAUAAGUAGUUUAGAUCUCUUCUGACUGGUUAUUUGGAAAAUAAACAACUAUUUUAAGAAGAUCCAAACAAAAAAAGACAACUUUCUGUAUUUCUUUCAGCAUUCUCUUCAUUAUCUAGCAAGUAAACUGCUGAAAAGUCUAUUUAGGAUAUUAUAAUAAAACCCUACUUUUAGAAAGUUUUUAAACAAAUGGCUGAGUGUAAAAAGAAUAUAGUAGUGGCAACAAAGUAAGAAUAUUUGCAAUAAUCAUAGAAUAUGAAAGUAGGUCCAUUCUAAAUACUAUAAAGCAAUCUUUCAACUUUUAUUUAACAAAUAUAUACUCCUUUAUUAAAUCUAAUUUAAUACUCUUAAGAAGAGAAUAGCUAGUAAGAAGAUGAGGAGUUUUACAAUUACAACAUAUAUGGAUAUGAUAUAAUAAAAGUUUUACUCGAUACAAUUUGUGAAUUUUUUAAAGCUGAUGACAUGAAUUUCAUCUUCUCUUUUGGCUCAAGUGACAUAUUCUUCUAGAAUUAUACAAGCUUUUAACAAAUUCUAAUUGAGAUAAAAUAAUUAUAUCAAGAUGAAAAUAAAAUCAAAGAAUCUUGUUUUGAAAAUGAAAAAAAAAUUCAAGAAAAAUGGAAUGUAAAAACAUAUUUUUAUAUAAGAUAGUAGGAAAUAGUAAAGGAAUUUGAAUCUAAACUCUCUAAUAUAAUUUCAAACCCAAUAUAAAUUAAUUCAUUUUAUUAAUUACUUACUGAUUAAGUAAUGAAAUGCUUUGAUGAAAAUAUUAUAUUUAUUAAGAGAGCCUCAGCUCUAUUCUUAAAGUUAAGUUUAUAAUUGAUAGCAAGAUUCUCAGCUAAAGUUCAGUAGUUCACUUCCUAGGAAACCAGCAAAUAGUAUUAAAAUGAGAUAGUUGACGAUCUUUGCAGAUUAGAGUCUCAUCUACCUGAUUACUAUAAAACAGUUGUGUACUCUAAAUUUAACUAAGAAUCAUAAAAAGAUUUAUUUAAUUAAAUUGUUUUAGAAGUAAAAAAAAUUCUUAGAACUGCUGCCUCAGCUUAUUUAGAUUCAAAGAUAUAUUAAUCUAAGACAAAAGCACUUAAUAAUAGUUGA